AGGUCAUAGGCCGCUUUGAGUCAGUCACGUUAUUUAUGUUCCGAUAGUAAGUAGUGAGUGUGAUCUGCAGACGUCGUUCUUGUGGUCAUCGGGUAAACAUCGAUCCAGGUAUCAGCAUGCCAAGUUCAGACAGUAAAGAUGUCGUUGGGUGGCCUGAUGAUGUCGGUAUAAUCGCAGUGGAAGCAUACUUUCCCUCUCAGUAUGUCGACCAAUCAGAGCUGGAGAUAUUUGAUGGUGUUUCUACGGGAAAGUAUACCAUCGGUUUGGGUCAAGAUAAAAUGGGGUUCUGCUCAGAUAGAGAGGAUAUCAACUCACUGUGUCUGACGGUGGUUCAAAAGCUGAUGCAAAAUUACGAUAUAUCGUACGAGUCGAUUGGACGACUUGAAGUCGGUACUGAAACUAUUAUUGAUAAAUCCAAAAGUACAAAAACUGUAUUGAUGCAGCUAUUUGAAGAGUGCGGUAAUACAAAUAUUGAAGGAAUCGAUACAACCAACGCAUGUUAUGGCGGGACAGCAGCGUUGUUCAAUGCACUUGCCUGGGUUGAAUCCAGUGCAUGGGAUGGUCGAUAUGCAUUAGUUGUAGCAGGUGAUAUAGCUGUGUAUGCCACUGGUAAUGCUAGGCCUACUGGUGGUGCUGGAUCAGUAGCAAUGCUUAUAGGACCUAAUGCACCAUUAGUCAUAGAAAGAGGUUUGAGAGGAACACAUAUGCAGCAUGUUUAUGACUUUUUCAAACCGGAUUUAUCAUCUGAAUUUCCUGUUGUCGAUGGUAAACUCUCUAUACAAUGUUAUCUAAGUGCGUUAGAUAAAUGUUAUCAACGAUACGCUACAAAGGCGGAAACACAAAUGGUAAAAGAUAAGGAGACUGGUCCCUUUUCGCUUGGUCACUUUGAUGCUAUGUUUUUUCAUUCACCGUAUUGUAAAUUGGUACAAAAAUCGUUUGCAAGACUUAUGUUAAAUGACUUUCUUAGAGACUCAAAUGCGGAUACAACUGAGAAUGGAAUAUUUUCCGGUCUUGAAGCAUAUAGGGAUUUAAAACUUGAAGAUACAUAUUUUGACAGAACUGUUGAGAAAACUUUCAUGGCAUGCAGUAAAGCAACUUUUGAGAAAAAAGUGAAGCCAUCGUUGCUACUUGCCAACCAGAUUGGUAAUAUGUAUACGCCGUCUGUGUACGGUGGGCUGGUGUCUUACAUAGCACAAAAUUCAGUGGCUGACAUCGCCGGCAAAAGAGUUGGGUUGUUUUCUUACGGUUCAGGAUUAGCAUCUUCCUUGUAUUCUAUAAAGUUUUCAGAAGACACUGCACCAGGUUCCAAAUUGUCCAAAUUAUCUGAGGUCUUAUCAGAUGUGACUGUUAGGUUAGAUUCACGAAAGAAAAUUGCACCAAAAAUAUUUGCAGAUACUAUGAAGCUGAGACAGGAUACUCAUCAUCUUGCUAACUACACACCAGUUGGUUGUAUUGAUGAUCUGUUUCCUGGUACGUGGUAUUUAACGCAUGUAGAUGAGAUGCACCGUAGACAGUAUCUCUGUACACCAUUGAAUGUGAUCCCAGAGUCAUUGCAAUCUUCUGUCAUUCCUGUGGAGACUGUGUCUAGCAAGAGACCUUCUUCAAUACCAUCACCAGAAGCAGUCCCUUCAAAUACGGCAUCGUAAAGUAUAAAGAUUAAAUUGACACAAAAUAUGAAGGAAUGUCUCCAACUUUUUUUAUGAAGAAUAAUUAUUUAAACUUUUGAAACUGCACUCUAGGAUGUUGCUUAAUUCUUUAUUGCUCAAACCAUCAAACGGAAUGGAAACCAAGACUUUCUGCUUUGACCCUCAC
This is a messenger RNA of Saccoglossus kowalevskii, 1812 nucleotides long. RefSeq names its product hydroxymethylglutaryl-CoA synthase 1-like. Gene Ontology annotation, molecular function: hydroxymethylglutaryl-CoA synthase activity. The record is from RefSeq and is a predicted model, not a curated record. Gene Ontology annotation, biological process: acetyl-CoA metabolic process. NCBI's taxonomy places the organism in Eukaryota, Metazoa, Hemichordata, Enteropneusta, Harrimaniidae.